Molecule: messenger RNA, 2068 nt
Organism: Lampris incognitus (smalleye Pacific opah)
Lineage: Eukaryota; Metazoa; Chordata; Actinopteri; Lampriformes; Lampridae
Gene: stra6
Product: signaling receptor and transporter of retinol STRA6
Exons: 17
Coding region: 1-1995 (664 amino acids)
Biological process (GO): vitamin A import into cell
Cellular component (GO): plasma membrane
Molecular function (GO): retinol transmembrane transporter activity; signaling receptor activity
Source: RefSeq, a predicted model, not a curated record
AUGGAUGAGGAUGCUCUGCAGGACUAUGAGUACCCAGAGCUAGAUCCCUUGCCACCCAAAGUCCAAGUUGUGAUAACCCCACCAUGUGACCCCACUGCUGAUGACAGGCUCUUCCAUAUAUGCAUCACUGCAAUAUCUCUUGUUGUCAUGCUGAUCCUAGCGAUCUUAGCCAAGCGUACAAAGCUGGCAGAUGGACAGAAAGGUCUUCCAGGUUUACUCAGUCCGGUCAACUUCCUGGACCAUACCCAGCAUAAAGGCCUGGCUGUAGCGGUGUUUGGAGUGCUCUUCUGCAAAUUCUGCGGCCUACUGUUAUCGCCCAGUCCCCUGCCCUUCAUCACAGACUCAGAGAACAAACAGAACUGGAUGAUUCUGGCCCUGUUCUAUUACCCCAUGCUAUGCUAUCCGCUCCUGGCAUGUGGCACCUUACAUAAUAAAGUUGGCUAUGUGCUUGGCAGCCUGUUGUCAUGGACGCACUUCGGCGUUCUGGUCUGGCAGAAAAUCGACUGCCCGAAAACACCUCAGAUUCACAAGCACUACUCCCUUUUCUCCAGCCUGCCCCAGAUAGCUUGCUUGGCAUUCCUUAGUUUCCAGUAUCCACUUCUCCUGUUCAAGGGUUUAAAAGGCACAGAGAAAAACAAUGGCACCGAGGAUCUAAACAGCAGUUAUUACAGAGACUACGUGAAGAGAGUCCUCAAGAGGAAGAAGCCCGCUAAAGUCGGUACAUCGAGCACAGACAAGCCCAAACUCAGUCAGAGGAUAACUGACGCUGUAAAGUCGUAUAUUUACACACCAGAGGAUGCGUUCCGUUUCCCUCUGAAGUUGGCGAUAUCGGGUGUGGUUUCAUUUAUUGCCCUAUACCAGGUGGCACUGAUACUCAUCAUGACAGUGGUGCCAAAUCUCCAAAUUGCACGUAUGGGACUCAGCGUGGAGGUGGUCUACAUGCUCUCUAGCCUCAAGAUUAACCUGUCUCCAGACGAUGCUGAGGUCGUCAGAAUAGUAGCCCAUUACAUGUGGUGUGUAGAGGUAUGCUACAUCUCUGCGAUGACCCUGUCUUGCCUCGUGAACCUGGCUAUGCUAAUGAGGUCCAUGGUUCUGCAUCGGUCAAACCUGAAGGGGCUGUACAGAGGAGAUAUCUAUAAUGUUUAUAACUGCCAGAGAAGUGUGAGGCCAUCCCGGCCUGCUCUGGUCUGCUGGAUGGGGUACACCAGCUUCACGGCAGCCCACAUCUCCUUAGGCAUGAUCGUCCAAACCAUGGUGUUCUUCCUCUGCCUUCUGGUUGCGGUCUUCCUCAUUAUCAUCCCAGUACUGCACGGACAAAAUCUCAUCCUGUUCCAUGUCCUGGGAAGCAUGUGGCCCUUCUGGUUGAUGCUUCUCUUGGCUGCUUUAAUCCAGCAUGUCACUGCCAGGUUCUGCUUCAUCAAAAAAACAGCAGGUACACGAGACCUAGACAACAGGGGUAGUCUGUUCCUGCUGACCUACCUGCUAUUUCCAGUCAAUGUUCUGAUUGGCGUUCUGCUGGGACUGUGGCGCAUGGUCAUCACGGCCCUCUUCAACAUUGUCCAUUUGGGGCGUAUGGAUAUUAGUCUUCUUAACCGAAACGUGGAGGCAUUUGACCCAGCCUACCGCUGUUAUGCUCAUUAUCUGAAGAUUGAGGUGAGCCAGUCUCACCCUGUGAUGAAAGCCUUCUGCGGGAUGCUGCUGCAGAGUGCCGGCCAGGAGGGCAACGCCGCACAGAGGGCUCGGGAUGCCGAGGAAGGGAUGCAGCUGGUGAAGCAGGAGAAGAAACAGCUCCAGGUGUCCAGCGCCAAGAGGGCUCGCGGGCACUGGCUGCUCCUCUACACCCUGGUCAACAACCCUUCCCUGGUGGGCACCAGGAAACACUUCCAGCUCCAAGCCACAGACAGCUUUCUGAACGGAGGCCUCGACCGCUCCACCAAGGAAGGGAGCAAAAAGGAGGCGGGGCCAAAGGAAGCGGUGUCCGCCGCCAGUAACUGAAAAUUCGGGUUACCCCUGUUAAGGAUUGGCUUUCUUUGCAAAAGGGUGUCUUGGUUUAUGGUUGUUUUUGUUU